CGCGGCUCCCACCCAAUGGCAGCGCUCGCAUUCAAAGUGGAACUGCCAGGAGGUGGAGCUAGGCCGGCGGUGUCAUCCAAUCAGCGCGCCAGGGGGGCGGGGGUGCGCGCGGAGCGUCUGGCCGUUGCCAGGCGACGGAGGAAGUCCCGCCCCCGGCGCGCGCCGCCUCACGGGUCUGGGGGGGGCGGGGAACGUCGGUCGCACCCUCCGCCGGCGCGGUUUGUGUCAAGCCCGGCUGAGGGGCUGGAGCGGAGCGAUGCAGAGGAGGACGCGCCUGCAGCGGGAGCUGACCCUGCUCUCCGCGGAGCCGCCGCCGGGAAUCUCCUGCUGGCACAGCGGGCACGGCACCGGCGAGCUGCGGAAAUCCUAGGAGGUGCAGACACACCCUAUGAGAAGGGAAUAUUCAACCUGGAAAUCAUCGUUCCUGAGAGGUACCCCUUUGAGCCCCCCAAAAUCCGCUUCCUGACCCCCAUCUACCACCCCAACAUCGACUCUGCGGGCAGGAUUUGCCUGGAUGUGCUCAAGUUACCCCCCAAGGUGAGGCAGGGCCAGGCACUGAGCUCCUUCCCUGCUCCCUGGGAGCCGAUUGAAUGUCCUGUGCUCCUGAUUUAUUUACACCCGCGGGGAGGGCGGCUGGAAACGGCCUCUCCUUGGUGUCCUGCCAGGGCUGGAGGACAGCCUUUGUUCCCGAGGAGUUUCCAAGGUUUCAGGGCGGGGAGCCAAAGGGAAUUAGGGCUGGACACGAGAUGUGUGCAGGAUCCAGCCCGUGGCAUCUCCUGAGCUGGGAGGGACCCACAGGGAUCAUCAUGAGCUGGACUGCAGGGGACAAUCCCAACAAUCCCCCUGAUCCUUGAGCUCUGGCAACUUCGGGGUCAUUCCCACUGCCCUGCUGGGCUUCCUUGGAGCCAGGAGUUGGGAUUGAGGUGGUGUUCCCGUGGGUGCUGAGGUG
Molecule: messenger RNA, 949 nt
Organism: Neopelma chrysocephalum (saffron-crested tyrant-manakin)
Lineage: Eukaryota; Metazoa; Chordata; Aves; Passeriformes; Pipridae
Gene: UBE2T
Product: ubiquitin conjugating enzyme E2 T
Exons: 4
Coding region: 16-780 (254 amino acids)
Biological process (GO): protein polyubiquitination; DNA damage response
Cellular component (GO): nucleus
Molecular function (GO): ubiquitin conjugating enzyme activity
Source: RefSeq, a predicted model, not a curated record